UAGUGGUUUAAGAUUGACAACAGCUCCUAUUGAUUUGAAAUUUAAAACUUCGGUGAUAUAAAUGACCAUAUUUAUCACCAGUUUAUGAGCUUCACAGAUCCAGAAAGGGCACAUAAAAGAGUAUUCCUGGUCAUUUUCUUCUUACUUCUGACUAACUAGAUAUUAGUAAUAAUAAUAAUGUGAUUAUAUGCCCCGGAAUCUUCUGGCGACCCACUGUACAACAGAACACAACAGUGCUGCCUCCUGGCUGUCCGCACCCUCAUUCCUGUGUUGGAGCCCAUUGUUGGAGCCACUGUGUCAGUGCAUCUUCUUGAGACAUGAAGCCAUUGUGAUCUCGGGAACUGAAAUGGCCAAACAAAUCCAGAAAGAAAUACAGCAAGGUGUGGAAUCAUGGAUUUCCCUUGGGAACAGAAGGCCUCAUCUCAGUAUCAUUCUAGUGGGAGACAACCCAGCAAGCCACACCUACGUCAGGAAUAAGAUAAGGGCUGCCUCCACUGUAGGUAUCUGCAGUGAGGUCAUCCUAAAACCUCAGACUGUAUCUCAGGAAGAACUUUUGGAUAUAGUGGAUCAGUUGAAUGUGGACCCAAGAGUCAGUGGUAUAUUAGUUCAGUUACCACUGCCAGACCAUGUUGAAGAGCAAACAGUAUGCAAUGGAAUCACUCCUGAAAAAGAUGUGGAUGGAUUUCAUAUUAUCAAUAUUGGAAGGUUGUGCCUUGAUCAGCAUUCUCUCAUACCUGCCACUGCCAGUGCUGUUUGGGAAAUAAUUAAGAGAACAGGAAUUGAAACGUUUGGGAAGAAUGUGGUUGUGGCUGGAAGAUCCAAGAAUGUAGGGAUGCCCAUCGCAAUGCUUUUACACACUGAUGGAGAGCACCAACGGCCAGGAGGUGAUGCAACUGUGACAAUAGCUCAUAGAUACACCCCCAAAGAACAACUGAAGAUCCACACUCAGCUGGCAGAUGUUAUCAUAGUCGCUGCAGGUAUUCCCAAGUUGAUUACAUCUGAUAUGGUUAAAGAAGGCGCCACAGUGAUUGAUGUGGGCAUCAACUAUGUGCAAGACCCAGUGACUGGGAAGAUGAGAUUAAUGGGAGACGUAGACUUUGAAGCUGUUAGGAAGAAGGCUAGCUUUAUCACUCCCGUUCCAGGAGGCGUGGGGCCGAUGACAGUUGCGAUGCUUCUGAAGAACACCCUUCUGGCAGCUACGAAAAGCGUUUACUAGAACACAUGAAGUAACAGUGAACUGAAGUCAUGCCAUUUAUUUAUUGGAUGAAGGAGAGAAACCUUUCUAUUUUGCUACAAAGUUAUUUAUUUCUACAUUAUAUUUAUUUUUUUUCAUGGAAGAAAUAACUGUGUAUUUUGUGUUUUAGGAUUAAACAAAAGCUUUUCAAUGAAAAUGUGGGUAGCAUUUAUUAUUUGGAGACUAAUCGUGCACAAUGUUGAAACAAGAAAGUGCUCGUGAUCAUUUCUGAAUGUUCAGACACAGAGUCACAGAGUUUGUUUUCAACAAAUGUCUUGUCAGGCAAAUUGCCAACCGUGUAAAAUGAGCUUCUGAUUUGCCGGAAGCUCACUCAAUUUCAAUACAUUUUAUGUGAUAUGUAAUGUGGUUUUAAAAACUUACUUGAAAAAAGAAGGGUAGAAUAUUAAAAGCAAAAUCUUGAUCUCAUACAUCAUAAUGGAAAUGACACUUUAUUCCAGGAGAGGAAACUCUGAGGAAUCCAGUGCUACCCGGAAAGGUAACGAUUAUGUCCAGUGAACUGACGACUUGCUUUCAUCAGAGCAUAGGAAGCAUGUCGUUCUUUUCUUUGAAAAAAUUAUUUUGACAUUCAUUGAGUAGAUUGAUUGAGGAAAAAAGAUAGGAAGUCCGUAACUAACUAAAUAAAUAAAUAAAAGAAAUACUAUAACACAACAAAAACUAUAAUUGUGUUUUCCUGCUAAUAGCAGAAAGUGACCGUGUGAAGUACUAAGUACUAAGCAACCAUUAAAGUACAGGAAUUACUUAUUUAAAAAUUAAGAACUAUAAGAGUAAUUUCAAGACUAAGCCUGAGGUUAGGAUUCAAAGUCUCCUCCUUGGUUGCCUACAACGUUUCUUUUUUGUGCAUGGCAUUUGGUUCCCAGGACAGAUGGAAUGUUUCUAAACCCAAUUUUAAAUUGGGAAAUACAUGUGAAUGUCAGCUGAAGGCUAAUUUUGUAGUUUUUGUAGCCAUUUAAUGAACAUUUUUUAUACCCCAAUCCCUGUAUAAAUCUGUGCCAAUAAUGGUUCUUACACAAUGCAUCUGUCUUUAUCAGUGUGUGCUCUUGAUGAUUUGUGUGAAAAUAGACUGAUAUUUUUAGUUAAUAUCAUUUUACUCACAUAAUAAAGUAGUUUACCAUACAAUUUUCCUCUAGUUCUUGAGUGCUUCCCCCACCCCACUAUCAUGAUCCCAAUUCUA
Messenger RNA from Echinops telfairi (small Madagascar hedgehog), 2426 nucleotides. RefSeq names its product methylenetetrahydrofolate dehydrogenase (NADP+ dependent) 2 like (gene MTHFD2L). Gene Ontology annotation, biological process: tetrahydrofolate interconversion. Bases 188 to 1216 code for a protein of 342 amino acids. The transcript has 8 exons. Gene Ontology annotation, molecular function: methylenetetrahydrofolate dehydrogenase (NADP+) activity; methylenetetrahydrofolate dehydrogenase (NAD+) activity; methenyltetrahydrofolate cyclohydrolase activity. NCBI's taxonomy places the organism in Eukaryota, Metazoa, Chordata, Mammalia, Afrosoricida, Tenrecidae. Gene Ontology annotation, cellular component: mitochondrion. The record is from RefSeq and is a predicted model, not a curated record.